Molecule: messenger RNA, 795 nt
Organism: Dovyalis caffra
Lineage: Eukaryota; Viridiplantae; Streptophyta; Magnoliopsida; Malpighiales; Salicaceae
Source: the annotation of a GenBank genome assembly
AUGAAGGAGUUUAUGGAGGCAUUUCAAGCUAGGGCUGAUGUGGAUGUUGACGGAGAGCAACUUGAUAAGGGUCCUAAGGUUACCUUUUUCCUCAAGGAGAAUCAGCUUGAGUACUUAGACAAGAGUAGGAUUAAGGAUCUUGUGAAGAAGCACUUUGAGUUUAUCAGCUUUCCUAUCUAUUUGUGGACUAAGAGAACGAUUGAGAAGGAGAUUAGUGAUGAAGAGGAUGAUGAACUAUGUCGCUACCCGAUGAGACGGGCACGGUCAUUUGUGAUGGCCAUGGGUUCUUGCAGCUGGGUUACCUUAAGAGAGGGGAUGGGUCUGUUGAGGUGGAGGAUUUAUGGAGACCUAGGGCUGUUUGGUUUGAAGUCUUUGGAAGAGAGAUGGCUGGUCUUGUGCGUUGAGGGGCUGUUGACCCGAGAGAGAAGGGGAUUCGGUUGGAUUUUUGGUGGAGGAUUUAUGGAGACCUGGGGAGUUGUCAGAGCCUGGGGCUGCUGUGUGGGCGGUAGGGGCGGUUUGUGUGGGAUUGGCUACUGCCUGAGCAACAAGGGGAAGCUGUUUGGGCUGCUACAAGGAGGUUGUUCGGGCAGCAAGGAUGCAGCUGGUUGUGUGGGUCUUCAGCCAAGAGAGCAAGGUUUAAGGCAUGGUGAAGCUACUGUUUGGGUUGCUUGGCAGGUAGAUGAUGAGAGGGAGGAUGAAGAUGGCGUGGUGGUGGCUAGAGGGAGGGAGUUAUCGGUGAUGGCUUGGUAUGCGGCUAUCAAUGGGAGGCUUGGUAAUGGAGGAGGAGAUUGGUAG